Messenger RNA from Plenodomus lingam JN3, 357 nucleotides. The record is from RefSeq and is a predicted model, not a curated record. NCBI's taxonomy places the organism in Eukaryota, Fungi, Ascomycota, Dothideomycetes, Pleosporales, Leptosphaeriaceae.
AUGGGAAGGCGUGGCGAUCAUAUGAAGCGAGCUGAUGGCGUGAGUUGGCUUCAUCUCAUCACGACACCACAUCGACGAUAUACUAACAGGAUCCAGGACGAGUCAUUCACAUAUGGCAUCCACACCACCUAUGCCAAACCCCAAAACUUCAAGCACAACAUCGGGCCCGGUCUGCCCGGCGGUUCCACCUGGGAAUGGUCUGAAGAGAAGAGCGUGACAGACAGCGUCUCCUUCAGCUCCUCGGUGUCUGCCGGCAUCGAAGGUAUACUCAGCGCAUCGCUGUCGACGGAGAUUUCCUCGUCCACUACAACCACCAGUGGCCAGGCAAGUACGAUUACAAUCAAUUGCGAAGAGUAA